Paramormyrops kingsleyae is the source of this 3272-nucleotide messenger RNA. RefSeq names its product actinin, alpha 1 (gene actn1). NCBI's taxonomy places the organism in Eukaryota, Metazoa, Chordata, Actinopteri, Osteoglossiformes, Mormyridae. Gene Ontology annotation, molecular function: protein binding; calcium ion binding. The record is from RefSeq and is a predicted model, not a curated record.
UUUUUUUUUUAUUUCAGGCAAAGUUUUGGGUUUUGUUGGCGCUGUCUGUGCACUUACGUCCUUGCAACUUUUUAGCUUCUUUGCUAAAGGAAAACCAGUAAGGAAACAGGCCGAGUGGACUGUGGAAUUCUGAAAAAAAAGGAUAUUACGGAAAAAUAAUUUAAAGAGAUCAGUUGGUUUAACCGGAGUGUCGUACGCUCGGUAUAAUUGUCACAAUAAAGUCAUUCUGGAUCUGGAAUAGUAAGACAGCUAUAGAAAUAGAGGUAUCAUCAUGGAUCAUUACGAGGCCGAUGAAAAUGAAUAUAUGCAUCAAGAGGACGACUGGGAUCGAGAUCUUCUUUUGGACCCUGCUUGGGAAAAACAGCAGAGGAAGACAUUCACAGCCUGGUGCAACUCACAUCUUCGGAAAGCAGGGACACAAAUUGAAAACAUUGAGGAGGACUUUCGAGAUGGCCUAAAGCUCAUGCUUCUGCUUGAAGUUAUCUCAGGAGAACGGCUGGCUAAACCAGAGAGAGGGAAGAUGCGCGUUCACAAGAUCUCUAAUGUCAAUAAAGCUCUGGAUUUUAUUGCCAGCAAAGGAGUAAAGUUGGUGUUCAUUGGGGCAGAAGAGAUUGUUGAUGGUAAUGCUAAGAUGACACUUGGAAUGAUCUGGACAAUUAUUCUCCGGUUUGCAAUCCAAGACAUUUCUGUUGAAGAGACGUCAGCCAAAGAGGGUCUGCUUCUGUGGUGUCAAAGGAAGACGGCGCCCUACAAAAAUGUCAACAUUCAGAACUUUCAUAUCAGCUGGAAAGAUGGCUUGGGAUUCUGUGCACUCAUUCAUAGACACCGUCCAGAGCUCAUUGACUAUGGGAAACUUCGCAAGGAUGACCCCAUGACCAACCUCAACACAGCUUUUGACGUGGCAGAGAAGUACCUGGACAUCCCCAAAAUGCUGGACGCGGAGGACAUCGUAGGCACUGCACGCCCGGAUGAGAAAGCCAUCAUGACUUACGUCUCAAGCUUCUACCACGCCUUCUCAGGCGCCCAGAAGGCAGAGACAGCAGCCAACCGGAUCUGCAAGGUUUUGGCAGUGAACCAAGAGAAUGAGCAACUGAUGGAGGACUACGAGAAACUAGCCAGUGAUCUGCUGGAAUGGAUCCGACGUACCAUCCCCUGGCUAGAGAACAAAACCCCGGAGAACACAAUGCAGGCCAUGCAGCAGAAGCUGGAGGACUUCCGGGACUAUCGGCGCCUCCAUAAACCACCGAAAGUACAGGAAAAGUGUCAGCUGGAGAUCAACUUUAAUACCCUCCAGACAAAGCUGAGGCUCAGCAACAGACCUGCCUUCAUGCCUUCAGAGGGGAAGAUGGUCUCGGACAUUUCCAAUGCUUGGGUUGGGCUGGAAGGGGCUGAGAAAGGCUAUGAGGAGUGGCUGUUGAAUGAGAUCCGCCGGCUAGAGAGACUUGACCAUCUAGCUGAGAAGUUUCGCCAGAAAGCUGCCAUCCAUGAGGCCUGGACUGAAGGUAAGGAGGAGAUGCUACAGAAGAGUGACUAUGAGACGGCAUCGCUGUCGGAUAUCAAGGCCCUGCUGAAGAAACACGAAGCUUUCGAGAGCGAUCUGGCUGCCCAUCAGGACAGAGUGGAACAGAUCGCAGCCAUUGCACAGGAGUUGAAUGAGCUGGACUACUACGACUCUCCCAGCGUUAAUACCCGUUGCCAGCAUAUCUGUGACCAGUGGGAUGCUCUUGGAGUUCUUUCUCAGAAGCGAAGUGAGGCUUUGCAGAGAACAGAGAAGCUGCUUGAAACGAUCGACCAGUUGUACCUUGAGUUUGCUAAAAGGGCAGCGCCAUUUAACAACUGGAUGGAGGGGGCCAUGGAGGAUCUUCAGGACACGUUCAUUGUCCACACUAUUGAGGAGAUACUGGGACUGAGCACAGCCCAUGAACAGUUUAAAGCCACACUGCCAGACGCAGACAAGGAGCGCCAAGCCAUUCUGGGCAUACACAAUGAGAUUGCCAAGAUCGUUCAGACGUACCACGUGAACAUGGCUGGAUCAAACCCUUAUACAACCAUCAACCCUCAAGAAAUCAAUACAAAGUGGGACAAGGUUCGGCAGUUGGUGCCACAGCGUGACCAGGCCUUGAGUGGAGAACACGCUCGGCAGCAGAACAAUGAAAGAUUGCGGAAACAGUUUGCUAGUCAGGCCAAUGUCAUUGGGCCAUGGAUGCAGACCAAGAUGGAGGAAAUUGGGCGGAUUUCCAUUGAGAUGCACGGGACCCUGGAGGAUCAGUUGACACACCUUCGGCAAUAUGAAAAGAGCAUCGUGAACUACAAAUCAAAAAUUGAUCAGCUUGAGGGAGAUCACCAGCUUAUCCAAGAGGCCCUUAUCUUUGACAACAAGCACACUAAUUACACCAUGGAGCAUGUGCGCGUGGGUUGGGAACAGCUCCUUACAACCAUUGCUCGCACCAUCAAUGAAAUUGAAAACCAGAUCUUGACACGGGAUGCCAAGGGUAUUAGCCAAGAGCAGAUGAAUGAAUUCCGCGCUUCCUUCAACCACUUUGACCGGGACCACUCCGGUACUUUGGGCGCUGAGGAGUUCAAAGCCUGCCUGAUCAGCCUGGGCUACGAUAUCGCCAACGACGCGCAGAAGAGAACAGGAAUGAUGGACGCAGAAGACUUCGGAGUCUACCUUAUCUCCCUGGGUUAUAAUCUGGGAGAGGCCGAGUUUGCUCGAAUCAUGAGCAUCGUGGACCCCAACCGGCAAGGCGUCGUCACCUUCCAAGCCUUCAUUGACUUUAUGUCGCGAGAGACUGCUGAUACAGACACUGCCGACCAAGUAAUGACCUCUUUCAAGGUGCUGGCUGGAGAUAAGAACUACAUUUUGGCAGACGAGCUUCGCAGGGAACUGCCCCCUGACCAGGCGGAAUACUGCAUUGCCCGCAUGGCACCUUACUCUGGUCCCGAUGGUGUUCCUGGUGCUCUGGACUAUAUGUCCUUCUCAACCGCACUCUAUGGAGAAAGUGACCUUUGAACCCUCCUGCCGCCGUAAUCACAGUCACCUCCUGUCGCCCUGGGACCAUCAUUCUUUUACAACUGUCAUUUUUUUAGUAGUACACCUCAAUUUACGGUCUGCUUUUUCUACAAUACCUGCUCCCAUGGAACCAGUGGCAUCAUUAAGAAUGGAGCAUCAUUAAGAAUGCAGAGAUGAACAAUCACAAAUAAAUUCCCAAAUAUGCAAACCGAUAACAGUUCAUUAAUAAAAGAUAGAAUUAUGUCUUUUUUAUUCUAAA